Molecule: messenger RNA, 1416 nt
Organism: Ornithorhynchus anatinus (platypus)
Lineage: Eukaryota; Metazoa; Chordata; Mammalia; Monotremata; Ornithorhynchidae
Product: chromo domain-containing protein cec-1-like
Exons: 3
Coding region: 1-645 (214 amino acids)
Source: RefSeq, a predicted model, not a curated record
AUGGUGCCCAUGGCGACGGAGCCCCCUCCCUCUGCCGCUCCACCUCUCCGGGCCCUGUCUUCCGGAGAGAGCCGAACCGGCGGCAGUGUGGAUACCAGGCUCCAGUCUGGACCAGUUUGGUCCAGCCAAACAGCUGCCAUGGAGGAUCGGAACUGGCAGAUCUGUGGGCGGAAGGGAUUCUGCAUGUGCCGUCGGGGAAGGUGCUUUGAGCAUCUGGUUUAUGUUUCCACGACCCGGGAUUUUCAAGAUAUACUCCGCAUCGAGGAGGAGAGGGAGGAGGACCUCGAGUUGGAGGAGAAGAUGAAGGAGGAGGAAGAGGAGGAGGAGGAGAAGGUGGAUGAGGACAAGAAGGAACGAGCAAAGAAGAUGAAAUUGGAAAAGGAGGAUGAAGUGGGGGAGGCUGAGGAGCAGAAGGAGGAAGAGGAGGGGGAGAAAAAGGAGGGAUGCAGUACAUUCUGUUCCCAGAGUCUGCCUCAGGUAGUCACGUUCUGCGGGCUGGUUGACCUGUUUGCGAGGCCCAGAAGAGUUUGGCCUGAAGCGGGAGAAGGUGCCAGGGAAAAGAGAAGAAGGGUAACCCGUGCCCGGAGGUGGGUGAGGAAUUCCUUGAUGGGGAAGACCAGGAUGUACCCCCAGGGCGGGGAGUGAACACAACACCAGCUUCUCCUGGGGCCCCGGUGAUGCCCAGCCAGAAACACAUGCCCCUGCCCUCACCCACCCCCAACCACCACAGGAAGUCCGGCCCUGCCUUUGCCCCAGAAAUCUGGCCUUUCCCACCUUUAUCAAAAUGUGCCUCCAUUAUUUAACAUCAGCCAGCCACAUCCUCAUCACCCUUGGGUUUUACUAUCAGCCAGCAAUGUCCACAUCGCCCCACUCCUUUAGUAUCUGCUGGUCACAUCAGGAUCUACAUGUCCUUCAAAGUCUGAUGGCCACAUCUGCAUCUUCCCCUCAUUUAACGUGUGCUGCCCAUGUCUACCUCUUCUUUAGUAUCUGCUAGCCACAUCCUCAUCCCCUCCGACAUUUAACAUCUGCCGUCCGUUUCAGCAUCGUCCCCGUCCUUCUCUGUCUACCUGCUAUGCCUGCAUCUCCCCAUUCCUUUUAUGUCUGCUGGCCACAUCUGCAUUGUUCCUGCUUCUGAAGGUCUGCUGGCCACAUCCUCUCCCAUUCUUAAACAUCUGGCUCACCCUCAUCCUUCAUUAUCCGCGGGCUACACCCCCUUGCCCCUGUCAUUCAAUGUCUGCUGGCCACGUCUGCAUCACCCCAUUCCUUUAACUUCUGCCAGCCACAUACAUUUGCCCCCAUCCUUCAAUGUUCGCGGGCUAUGUCUGCAUCACUCCUGCCCUUUAACGGUGGCUGGCAUCUGCAAUUCAUUUAUUUAAAUUAAUGUCUGUCUCCCCUUCUAGAUUGUAAGCUCAUGUU